Messenger RNA from Ostreococcus lucimarinus CCE9901, 1056 nucleotides. Its product is annotated as BASS family transporter: sodium ion/bile acid. Lineage: Eukaryota; Viridiplantae; Chlorophyta; Mamiellophyceae; Mamiellales; Bathycoccaceae. Bases 1 to 1056 code for a protein of 351 amino acids. The record is from RefSeq and is a predicted model, not a curated record. The transcript has a single exon. Gene Ontology annotation, cellular component: membrane.
AUGGCGGUGAGCGGUGGGCUCGGGUCGUGGGCCGCGAUCGUGGGUAACGUGCUGUUAUUCGCGCUGGUGCUCGGAUUAGCGGUGACGGUGGAAUUCGAGGCGUUUAAAAAGUCGUUGAGGAGCCGAGGUUUGGUCAUAGGCGUGUUUUCGCAGUUCGUCUUCUUACCGCUGUUUGGGUUUACGAUGGCGCGGACGCUGCUGUGGGAUCAACCGGCGCUGGGAAUACCGCUCAUUAUCACCACGAGCUCGCCUGGGGGUUCGUACAGUAAUUGGUGGACGUCACUGUUCAACGCGGACCUGUCGCUGAGCGUGGCGAUGACGACGGUGAGUUCGAUUUUAUCGGUGGGAUUUUUACCGCUGAAUCUGUACAUGUACACCGAGGGAGCGUAUCCUAACGGAACGAAUGUGCGGAUGAAAUGGGGGGGACUGUUUCUGUCGAUCUCGAUGGUGAUUAGCGGGAUCGUGUUGGGGUUGUUUGUCGGUCGGCGAGCGCCGAAAGCGCGCGCGCCUCUCAACUUUGUGGGCAACGUGUGCGGCGUCUUGCUUGUGCUCUUGGGGUUCUUCUUUUCGUCAAAUUCUUCGGCGCCGAUUUGGGAUCGCGAAUGGAAGUUCUACGUCGCCCUCAUCGUGCCCUGCGUCGCUGGAUUAGUGGUUAGUUUGGGAUUCGCCAAAUUGACUCGGUUGGAUAUGCCUCAAGCCCUGGCGGUGGCCAUCGAGGUGUGCUAUCAGAACACCGCCAUCUCGUUGGCGGUGAUUUUAAGCUCAUUUGAGGACGAUCCGUCGUGCGCAUCGAGCGCAGGAUCGGCGUGUAACGUCGUCGGCGUCGCGAGCGGCGUGCCGACGUUUUAUCAGUUCGUGCAGGUGUUUUCGCUUGGGAUUUUGUGCUUGUUGGCGUGGAAGAGCGGUUGGACGUACGCGCCGAAAGGCACGCCUCUUCUCACCGCGAUAAGCAAAUCGUUCCAGCCGACGCAUCGCGAUCCAGGAGCCUUUAGGGAAGUAGAUUUAGAUAGAAGCGAGGAAAUGAGCGAGAUGCCGCGCGAAGUAGAGAAUGUCUAG